Molecule: messenger RNA, 1270 nt
Organism: Setaria italica (foxtail millet)
Lineage: Eukaryota; Viridiplantae; Streptophyta; Magnoliopsida; Poales; Poaceae
Product: F-box protein At5g67140
Exons: 5
Coding region: 16-933 (305 amino acids)
Biological process (GO): SCF-dependent proteasomal ubiquitin-dependent protein catabolic process
Cellular component (GO): SCF ubiquitin ligase complex
Molecular function (GO): protein binding
Source: RefSeq, a predicted model, not a curated record
UAAAAAUGUAGCGGGAUGGCGCGAGGGUGUCCACAUGAUCGGCUCAUCCCCACGCGCCCCCGGCGCAGCCGAGUUCCACGCCGCGCCCGCGUCCACUCGCGUCGCGUCGCGCUGCACGCAUCGGCGUCACGUGCCGGUGGCGACGUCUGGCGCUACAAGAAGCCCCCGCGCCCCGCAGGCCUUUCUGAUCAGCUUCUUUCUCCGAGCGUCGAGCGAGAGAGAGAGAUGGAGCAGCAGCAGCAGCUGCGCGACGGCGAUGGCGGCGCGGCGGAGGGGGACAUCGAGCGGCUCCCCGCCGACCUCCUCGCGCACGUCCUCUCCCUCCUCCCCUCCUUCCGCGACCUCUCCAUGGCGGGGGGAGUGAGCCGGAGGUGGCGCCGGGCGGUGGAGCGGUCGCUGGCGUCGCGGCGGCGGCUGAGCUUCGCGGGGCAGCGUACCGGCGACGACACCGCCGCGCGCCUCGUUCGCGCCGCCGUCAACCUCCGCGACCUCGACAUUUCACGAAGCUGCUGGGGGUGCCAAAUCUCCGACGAAGGCUUGAUCAAGAUUUCAACCGCGGAUUGCGUCGGGAAGCUGACGUCCAUAUCGCUCUGGGGAUUGGCUGGAAUUACAGAUAAGGGCGUUGUUCAGCUGGUUUCAAGGGCUUAUUCUCUUCAGCACCUGAAUAUUGGUGGGACAUUCAUCACAGACGAGUCCCUGAAUGCAGUUGCAAAUAGCUGCACAGAUCUGAAGAGCAUCAUCCUGUGGAGCUGCCGGCACGUGACGGAGGCCGGGCUGGUGGCGCUGGUGAACAAUUGCCGGCGGCUGGAGUGCAUCAACGUGGGCGGCAUGCGGGUCCCGCCGGAGAGCUUCGUGGGCCUGCUCUCCAUCAGCCCCGCCCUGCGGAUCAGGUCCAUCCCCCAGAUCCUCAACGCCGGGGUGCAGGUCUCUUGAUUGAUGCCGCCGUCCAUGGACAAGGAUUGUUACAAAAGCCCGCCAUGAGCCCAUGCCCAUCACUACUACUUGUUCAUGGCAGGAAUCAUCACAAGGGAUCCAUGAAAUAAAGGAUCAAUUGUUGUUUCGUGUUGUCCUGAUUAUUGCUCUCCAAAAAAAAGAUGUGUUGAUUUGAAAAUUGUAUCUUUUGUAUAUUCAUUCACACCUGUACAUGAUUUUACACAGAAUAAGUGGUACCACCACAAGUACAGCUUGUGAGAGGAAGGGCAUACAUGACUAUGUACUAAUGAACCAUAUAGUAAGUUAAAGUUCAGAUAAAUCUUAAUGUUCAGUUUGA